This is a messenger RNA of Bombina bombina (fire-bellied toad), 2028 nucleotides long. RefSeq names its product methionyl aminopeptidase 2 (gene METAP2). Gene Ontology annotation, biological process: proteolysis. Gene Ontology annotation, molecular function: metalloaminopeptidase activity. The transcript is spliced from 9 exons. The record is from RefSeq and is a predicted model, not a curated record. Lineage: Eukaryota; Metazoa; Chordata; Amphibia; Anura; Bombinatoridae. The coding region runs from base 41 to 1597 and encodes 518 amino acids.
GUAGGGCCUGCUUGGCUGCUUUGCCUCUCUCUUUGGUAACAUGGCGGGUGUUGUGCUGUUACAGGAGACUCCGGUGCUGGAGGUGGUGAACGGUGAGAACCAUGUAAACGGGGAGUUAGAGGGAGAGGAGGUGCCAUGCGGAGAGAAUGCUGCCGGAAAAAAGAAGAAGAGGAAAAAGAAGAAGAAUAAAACCGGUACGGGUAUAAAGUGGGAGGAAUAUGUUGUUGACAGGCGGUGUCAGAAACAGUUGUGUGCGGACAGCUUGUGCUUAAAACUUGCAUGCGGGCCUCCUGCUCGGGCUGCGUCAUAUUGUUCUUGCUUUGGCUGUGGCUGCGAUUCCAAGUCUGUUGAAAUCAAGAGAAAAUACAGCAAUACUGAACAAGGGUGUUUGUUUUGGUUAUGGCCAGAAAUAAUUGUAAAUACAAACCGUGGCUCUUUGCAUCUGAUUUAUGUAUUCUAUAAUCUUUUUUUUUCUUUUUCUUCAGCCAAAUCUCAAACUGAUCCACCUUCCAUUCCAAUUUGUGAUCUGUACCCAAGUGGAGUUUUUCCUAAAGGACAGGAGUGCGAGUACCCAGCAACACAAGAUGGGCGUUCUGCUGCUUGGAGAACAACACAUGAUGAAAAGAAGGCUUUGGAUCAAGCUAGUGAAGAAAUUUGGACUGAUUUUAGACAAGCUGCAGAAGCUCACAGACAAGUGAGGAAAUAUGUCAUGAGCUGGAUAAAACCUGGCAUGCCCAUGAUUGAAAUAUGUGAAAAGCUUGAGGACUGUUCCCGCAAGCUGAUUAAAGACAACGGACUGUAUGCUGGUCUUGCAUUCCCUACAGGAUGUUCUUUGAAUAACUGUGCAGCUCACUACACUCCAAAUGCUGGAGACCCAACAGUUUUGCAAUAUGACGAUGUGUGCAAAAUUGACUUUGGAACACACAUCAAUGGUCGGAUCAUUGAUUGUGCUUUUACAGUCACAUUCAAUCCAAAGUAUGAUAAGUUACUUGAAGCUGUCAAAGAUGCUACAAACACUGGGAUAAAGUGUUCAGGUAUCGAUGUGCGCCUGUGUGAUGUUGGAGAAGCAAUUCAAGAAGUUAUGGAAUCCUAUGAGGUUGAUAUUGAUGGCAAAACAUACCAAGUGAAACCAAUUCGCAAUCUGAAUGGCCAUUCCAUUGGGCCCUAUAGAAUACAUGCUGGUAAAACUGUUCCAAUUGUGAAAGGAGGAGAAGCCACCAGAAUGGAGGAAGGAGAGGUGUAUGCAAUAGAGACAUUUGGCAGUACAGGAAAGGGAGUGGUUCAUGAUGACAUGGAGUGUUCCCAUUACAUGAAGAACUUUGAUGUUGGGCAUGUGCCAAUAAGACUUCCAAGAGCUAAACACUUGCUGAAUGUUAUCAAUGAAAACUUUGGCACUCUUGCAUUCUGCCGCAGAUGGCUGGACAGGCUUGGUGAGAGUAAAUAUCUUAUGGCACUGAAGAACCUGUGUGACUUGGGUAUAGUAGAUCCGUACCCUCCUCUCUGUGACAUCAAAGGUUCAUAUACAGCACAGUUUGAGCACACUAUUUUAUUGCGCCCCACUUGCAAAGAAGUUGUGAGUAGAGGAGAUGACUAUUAAAGAUCAUCCAGAAUGCAAUGCUCUCUAAAUACUGCUUCAGUCGAAGGCUCUUGUUAAAGGGUUAUUUGGAACCUGUUUCUCUUUACAGUGGACAUAUGUAAUAUAUUCUACAUUUGGAACUGGUAAAAUAAUAAUCUGAUUAAUGGAAAAGCUUUACUAACAGUCUGGCAGGGAUAACGUUCAGACCUUUAAAAAUAAAUAAAACAAAUGUUUUGUUUAAGCUGUUAUCUUGAGUUUUGGUUCAGGGGAAUGUGUGUUGGUUGAAAUUUAAGUUUGAAAAGAGUUGCAUUUAAUGUAUGAGGCUUUUCAAGUAUUUAUAUUCACCUAUUAAAAGUUUCUUAAACUUGAUUUCAACUUUGAAUAAUAUUGCAUUUUAAUUCCCUGAAACCAUUUUGUAAAAAGAAUAAAGUUACAUUUUCAAAUCUGAAAAA